Messenger RNA from Bufo gargarizans (Asiatic toad), 5239 nucleotides. Its product is annotated as stonin-2-like. Bases 18 to 4019 code for a protein of 1333 amino acids. The transcript is spliced from 17 exons. Gene Ontology annotation, cellular component: transcription factor TFIIA complex; synaptic vesicle; AP-2 adaptor complex. Lineage: Eukaryota; Metazoa; Chordata; Amphibia; Anura; Bufonidae. Gene Ontology annotation, biological process: synaptic vesicle endocytosis; transcription initiation at RNA polymerase II promoter; clathrin-dependent endocytosis. The record is from RefSeq and is a predicted model, not a curated record. Gene Ontology annotation, molecular function: clathrin-cargo adaptor activity.
CCCCCCAGUGUAAUCACAUGGUAUCCCCGGCACAGGCUCAGUGUGAGGUGGAGCGCUGCAGCUCGUCUCCCGUACGCCCACACACAUCAAGUCCCAGUUAUCUCAUAUCCAGCCAGCUGUCACCAGCAACGCAGGGAGCGCGACCGAGCACACAGGGUAACAGCCGCAGCCUCUCUCACUAUGAUCUCUGCACCAGGAUGACAUCAGUGGGUGAAACAUUUGUCACCCAGAAAUCCCAGUGGGUGUCCUUCAGUGAUGAGAUCUCACAAGGACAAGUGGACAAAUCAAGUAGACUCUCGAGACCCCCUGCCAAAUGUGAGUGGGUCCAGGCAGGACCAGAGGGCCCAGGUGCCCCCAGCAUGAAUAGUAAAUCCGGGCCGGACCCUCCGGAUGUAGAGACCAGUCUCCUGAGGUGUGAUGUCUUCUGCUGGGUCCAGUUUGAUGAGACCCCCGAGGCAGCAGCUCCUGCGCCAUGUCUAUCAGGCUCGUCGCCCCAGAAAUCCCUGGAACAUAGCGCGUCCAGACCUCCCCCAUUACACUCCCACAGCAGCACAGAGGUCUUUUAUGAGGACAGCAGCACAAGUAUCGGAGCCCUAUGCCCAGACUGGAUGAACACCCACACCGAAGAUGCCAGCAGUGAGAAUGCCUCCGGGACGGGGUCUGCAGAUAACUCCUCUAUACAGGAAGAUGAAGACCUAGACAUGGAGUCUGUCAACUGGCCUGGCACAGUCAAUGGUCACUCAGAGACAUGCACAAGAACUCAGUUUCCCAGCUGGGUAACCUUUGAAGAUGAAAUUAUUGCACUCACUCCUAAAGACUCUCCCCAGAAAUCAACAGAGAGUCCACAAUCCCCCUCUACCCCUGACAAGAACUUUAGUAGUGUCAAAACCUUAAAAAAAAGGGAGCGACCAAAGAGCUCAUUGGUCGACCUUUCCAGGACUCAAAGACUUGACUUUUCAACAUUGCACAGGCAGCUCUCAUUAAACUCCACGCCUAACAAGGCUCCCAAUCCAUUCCUUGAUGAGGCCUUGAAGGAUGUCCAGCCUUCCCCAAUUAAUCCAUUCAGCUCCUUUUUUCAGGAGCAGGAAAAGCGCUCUCAACAUUCUUCAGUAUCUAGUGGCCCAGGCUCGAGUCAAAGAAAUUCUAUCUCUAUUCUUGCUGAAGAACUUGACACAGAACAGUUUGAAGACUACCGGAAGAAGGUCUUACAAGCAGAUGUGGUCGAACAACUCAAGCAGAUUCACAUAGAUGACCCAGAUUCCCCUGGGAGCCCUUCUCUGCCAGAUGACCCCUUCAAUUUUGAUGAGCCUAUCGGUCCCUGUUUAACAUUUACCAGGCCUCAACCAAAAGAAGGAUGGUCAAUGCUGUUACGAAUUCCAGAGAAAAAGAACAUUAUGUCUUCUAGACAUUGGGGUCCCAUCUACGUGAAGGUCACAGAAGCAGGAUUCCUACAGCUCUUCUAUGAGAAGGGUUUGGAAAAACCAUUCAGAGAAUUUAAACUGGAGGUCAACCAUGAGAUCUCAGAUCCUAAGCUCCAAAACUAUGAUGAGAGUGGAAGAAUUCACACCAUCCGUAUCGACCGGGUGAUAUACAGGGAGAGACGAAAAUACCAGCCGAUGCCGCUUGUCACUCACACAGGGGAGAGGGAGCAGGUGAUAAAGCUGGGAACAGUUGACUAUUCAGACUUCAUCAGCUUUAUCUCAACUGUCCAAGAUGUUUUGUUUCACCUCCCAGCCACUGUGGACCUCAGCACCAUGCACCAGAAUUACAUUGAAGAGGAGAUCACUGUAGAUGUCAGAGAUGAGUUCAGAGGAAUUGUGGCCAAGGAGGAAAACCAGCUUCUACAGCAUUCUGUGGUCACGAAUGUCCAUAUUCUCAGUUUUAUCUCAGGGAUGGCGGACUGCAGGAUAGGACUCAACGAUGUCCUCAUCAAAGGCAAUGAAGUUGUCUCUAGACAUGAUAUUAUGCCAACCACAACCACCAAGUGGGUGAGACUACAUGACUGCCAAUUCCAUUCAUCAGUAGAUGAAGAGGCGUUCCAUGUCACCAGAACCAUCCUGUUCACCCCACUCGAUGCCUGCAGGUUUGAAUUAAUGAGGUUCCGGACUGUAUUUUCUGAAAAGACUUUGCCCUUUACUCUCAGGACUGUGGCCUGUGUCCGUGGAGCAGAGGUCGAGCUGCAGAGCUGGGUGGUCAUGUCUACUGGCUUCUCCUCUAACAGAGACAGUCUAUCCCAGGUUCCAUGUGAAAAUGUCACUAUUCGACACCCAGUGCCACAGGAGUGGGUGAACUAUUUCCGAAGAGACAGCGUACUUGGGGAGAGGUCUUUGAAGGCCAAAGUCAACAAGGAGGCCAGUUUUGGUUCCCCCAUUUUCUCUGGUUCAGAGCCAGCCAUGAGAGUUACACUGGGAACUGCGAAAUAUGAGCAUGCCUAUAGUGCCAUCGUAUGGAGGAUCAGCAGACUUCCUGAUAAGAACUCAGGAUGGGGUCACCCCCACUGCUUCUACUGCCACCUGGAGUUGGGCUCAGACAGGGAAGUGCCCCCAAUUUUCGGCAAGUACGUGGAGGUGGAAUUUUCUAUGCCUGCGGCAUCUGCCUCCAAGACAGCGGUGCGCUCCAUCUCAGUAGAAGAGAGGACAGAACUCAAGAAGUGGGUGAACUACUCCGCCCAUUAUUACUACAAGGUGGAAAUUGAGCAGAAGAAGACUCUGAACCCCGACGUGGAGGAAGAGACCGCGCAGCGAGCAGAGGAUGGCGCAGGGGGUCCGCCAUGUUUCUCGUCUUUUGCUGCGGUACAUGUCAUUCUGGUGCACGGACUGCCGGAGCAGGCGCCCACGCCUCGUCACAAGAGAAGCAGCGGACGAGAGCGGAGGCAGCACCGGGGCAGGCGAGGCUCACUGCGGGACAUGGCCACCGCGGCCAACGCCAACCCCGUGCCUAAGCUGUACCGUUCCGUCAUCGAGGACGUCAUCAAUGAUGUGCGGGAGCUGUUUCUGGACGAGGGGGUAGAUGAGCAAGUUCUGGUGGAGCUGAAGACGCUGUGGGAGAACAAACUGAUGCAAUCCAAGGCGGUGGACGGCUUCCACUCCGAGGAGCAGCAGCUUCUACUCCAGUCCCAGCAGCAGCACCAGCAGCAUCACCACGUGCAGGCGCACCCACAGCAGCCGCCAACCUCCACUCACCAGGCGCAGACACAGCAAGUCCUCAUCCCGACCACACACCAAGCUUCACAGCAGCAAGUUCUGAUCCCAAGCAACGAUUCCAAGCUGAUCCAGCACAUGGCCCCGCAAGGAAUGAGUGCAGCAGCCACAGCGGCUACUUUGGCCCUGCCUGCCGGGGUCACCCCAGUACAGCAGCUCAUCACUAACUCUGGACAGCUCCUGCAGGUGGUCAGAACCGCCAGUGGUGCCCAGUAUAUUAUCCAGCAGCAGCAGCCCAUGGUCCUUCAGCAGCAAGUCAUCCCCCAGAUGCAGCCUGGCGGGGUACAGGCUCCCGUUAUCCAGCAGGUUUUGGCACCUCUGCCGGGUGGCCUGUCGCAGCAGACUGGUGUCAUCAUACAGCCUCAGCAGAUCCUCUUCACAGGAAACAAGACCCAGGUCAUCCCAACCACCGUCGCUGCCCCUCAACCCCAAGUGCCGGGGCAGCUGUCUAUGGCAAAUGCCCAACAGCCCCAGCAGGGGCAGCAGCAGGCGCCUCUCGUCCUGCAGGUUGAUGGUGCUGGAGACACCUCUUCUGAGGAGGAUGAAGAUGAGGAUGAAGAUUAUGAUGACGAAGAGGAGGAGGACAAGGAGAAGGAUGGAGAAGAUGGCCAAGUAGAAGAGGAGCCGUUGAACAGCGAGGACGACGUGAGCGACGAGGAGGGGCAGGAGUUGUUUGACACGGAGAAUGUUGUCGUGUGCCAGUAUGAUAAGAUCCACAGGAGUAAAAACAAGUGGAAGUUUCAUCUCAAAGAUGGAAUCAUGAACCUGAAUGGUCGUGACUUUGUCUUCUCCAAAGCCAUUGGUGACGCUGAGUGGUGAGACCCUCCCCCAGCCCCGCCCAUGUUUUUUUAGGGGGGUGAGUGACUGAGAAAAUAACAAAAAACAAAAAAAAAGGUAAUUUUUUUUUAACCACCUGAAGGAUGGGAACGGCCCCUCCCCUGGCGCCAAUGACAAGAGACUAAUGCUGCAUCUCCCCGUUGGACUGGAAUGUCACAUGACUGAUCACAUGGCAGCGGAGUGGCGACGGACCACCAUUCGCAGCCCUUGUUCUAUUCCAAUCCGUAUUAUACAAGUUUGUUCCUCUGGAAAGUUUUAACUGCUAAAGAUUGUACCAAGUGUUUUUAUCUUCAUCUUUUUUUUGGGUGGGGGGACAUUGACCUCUGCCCUCUUAGGUACCUGCUGCUGACCCCUGCUUUUACUUCUGCCAGGUGUUAACCUCUUUCCUGUGCCCAGCCAGCCAUGUGAUGCCCAAUUUUAGGGUUCACCUCCCAUCCCCCGCUUGGUUCUGGCUUCGUUCACAUUUUAUCAUUGCCUGUGGAGCUAAACGAUGUCUACCUGGUGAUGCCACUGGCUGCCCCUUCCUGUGCCCCUCUAAACGUGGACUCUGAUGGGAUGAUCUGCUCCGGGAUCCUGUAGGUCACUGCAUAACUCGUCCCGUGCUGGCUGCCUUUCUCCGUAAUGCACUACCACCCUCAGUCGAGGUGCCGGCAGCGAGGACUGGGGGGAGGGGCGGCUACUUAUUGUUCUGCCUUGUCUAGUGCCUAAAAUCACACAAACAAGAUGCUGACUUCAGUUACAAGUGGAGCCCCCUCCUGGCUGCUGGAAGGUCUGCAGCCUCCUCCACGGUUCUGUGUUUUUGUACGGGGAUCCUGUGGUGUUAAUGGGAGAUCUUGGCUGUUCUUGCUGCCUUACACAUGGAUAUGGGCGGAGCUCUUGUACAUGGCCACGCCCUCCAGGAUAAGGGCCACAGUCUGGGCUGCUCUGAGGGGGGGCUCAGAAUUUAUUAUAAUUUUUUUUAUUAUCUAGGGGCCAGGGGUUCCGGGCUCCUGUCGGCCGCUGUUGUACAUACAGUUCUGUGAGGGGAGAAGCUAUUUAUUAUGUCUGUCGGAUGCUGUACGAUGGCCGCGAGAGGUUGCGUCUUUUGUCUUACUGGAUUUUAUUGCUGCGCUUCAGACUCUUCAUUAGAAAACUAAUUCUUUUACGUUUUAAUAUUUUACCUUUGCAAAUUCGUUUAAUUAAAAGUUAUUUUAAAAACUUCA